CGGUAGGAACCAGAUCGGAAGAUUGAACAUGGCGGUUAAAAAUAGAUAAGUCGAAGAAAGUUGUGAAAUAAUUUAUUGUUUAGAAGACUGCGAGAAUAGAUCGUAAGAAACAAAAACUGCGGCAGUUGCAACUAUGACGGAUACGAGAAAAUUCUCCGCUGGAUGGAAACUGGAUGGUGACGAUAAAGCUUGCUACAUCGAUGUCGAGGACGAUCCGGACGAGGUGGAGAACGAGUACGGGAGCGCGGCGAGCAGGACUUCCAAACUGCACAGACUCGAAGGUAGAAACGAUGAUGAGCUUGCUAACGGUCAGUCGCCGUGGUGUGAUUUACCGGAUCAUAUCAUGGAGCGCAUCUUUGCCCACCUGAGCAUCCGCCAGAGGUACUAUGCAAGUUUGACUUGCUUCAGCUGGUACCAAGCGUUCUACCUGCCCAACGUGUGGUCCAAUUUUCUGGUGGAAGAUGAAACGCUCGCGAGACUGAAGUUUAACUACUACUCCGGCUGGCAGCCGGUGCUGGAUCAUGCCAGAACGCAGAACUGUUUGCUGGCCGUUGGGCGGCUCUUCCGGGGAUUGGAUUUCCGCCCGCUGAUCUCGUUCAACAAUAUGUUCCAAUUUAUGACGCUGAUCUCGUGGGCGAUUGAGCAAAACCAGCGCCCCAAAUGCCCCCGCGAGUGGCUCGGUUGUGGGCAGAAAAUUAAAUCCUUAAACUACAUAUUUCCCUGCAACAUGGCCUCCAGCGAGGAUCCGGAAUCAAUAAAACUGUUCGGCACGGGCGGUCAGCUGCUGGCGGCGCUCAAGAGGCUAAUGUACAAUUUGCCCCACCUGCAGACGCUCAAGCUGGUCGAUUUGAUGCUGGAGCGCUACGAAGCGAACCACCUGCUGGACGAGGUGCUGGAGGCGUGCUGUUUGGUGCUGAAGAGGUUGCAUCUGAUAAACGUGACCAUGGUGCACUGUCCCGUGAUGCACAUCGGGCUGUUCCUGAAUUUGCAGGUACUGGUGGUGUCACCGCAGAACAUCGACGAGGACGUUCUGGUGCUGCUGGCCGACUCGAAAGUGCGUCAUUUGUACCUGUUCCAGAACCGCUACACCCCGGCGGCCAUCUCUAUCAGUCCGGGCUCGGCGAAAGGUUGGCGGUUGCUGCGCCGCGAUAAUCCAAAUUUACGGGUACAUUUACGCGUCGAGUCAACAAGUAUCGGCGAGAUUCUGCUCCAGCCCGAGGCACCGGUGCACAGCAUGAUUUAUCAGUCACCCAAAACAAUGAUUACUUCGGAUAAGUUGCUGGCUGCAGUUGAUGCUUACAAAUUUACGUUGUUCGUUUACGGACACGAAAUGCUGGCGGAUUUCACCUGUCAGGUAGAGUUCCAGGAUCGAGCGGAUAGCUUGCUGGUGCUGAUGGCUAGGUCGUGUCCGAACUUGUCAGUGUUGAUGGUUCGCGAACGCAUCUCAACCGCCACAGCUCUGCUGAUUGCACAUUCAGCCCAAAAUUUGCGCCAUUUUUACGUUCGUCGUAGUCAGCUGAUAGUGGAGUGUGAUUGGCCCAAAAACCCUGAGUGGAGCAACGAGUUUCAUCACUGGUUACGAACGGCGUCCCGUAGCAUCGAGAGCACCCAGAAGGAAGUCUCGCAAAUUCUGCAGGCGGACUGGCGAGCACUGAGCGAAGAACACUUUCAAAAGACCUCCCUCGUUAAGCAUGUGGACCAUUGAAAAAUAAAUAAUGGAAUAAAGAGGGCGACAACUAGAACAUAAAUGCGAA
Toxorhynchites rutilus septentrionalis is the source of this 1754-nucleotide messenger RNA. RefSeq lists its product as uncharacterized. Gene Ontology annotation, molecular function: protein binding. The transcript has 6 exons. The record is from RefSeq and is a predicted model, not a curated record. Lineage: Eukaryota; Metazoa; Arthropoda; Insecta; Diptera; Culicidae. Bases 134 to 1705 code for a protein of 523 amino acids.